Plodia interpunctella (Indianmeal moth) is the source of this 2655-nucleotide messenger RNA. RefSeq names its product mutS protein homolog 5-like. The transcript has 18 exons. Gene Ontology annotation, molecular function: ATP-dependent DNA damage sensor activity; mismatched DNA binding; ATP binding. Lineage: Eukaryota; Metazoa; Arthropoda; Insecta; Lepidoptera; Pyralidae. Gene Ontology annotation, biological process: mismatch repair; chiasma assembly. Gene Ontology annotation, cellular component: nucleus. Bases 83 to 2563 code for a protein of 826 amino acids. The record is from RefSeq and is a predicted model, not a curated record.
AAUCUCCUUUAUGUUGAAAGUUGGUGUGUAAGUUCACAUUAAAUAACAGAUUUUAAUAAUUUUUUUAUUAAAUAAGGAAAUUAUGACAGACAUUAUAGCUGAUGCAGCGUCCGUCACAGUGUCUCGCCAAACAUUGAGUAGCAGCGUAAAUAAUGUUGAUUCUGACAACAGCCGCUUUGUGAUUUCUAAAUGUAGAAGAAAUCCCAAUUCUACGGCACUUGAAAAUAAUAAUGAAAAUGAAGAAACAACUGAAGAUUCUGAAGUCGAAGAGCGUUUGCUGGCCGUCUACUGCCGGUCAGGGAAACUCGGCGCGGCCUGUUACACCCUUCAGACAGGAGAGCUAAUGGUCCUAGAAGAGAUAGUGGACCGCGCACCAGACUUCCAAAUGUUUGCUAACCUGUACCGCCAGAUACAACCAGCGAAGGUCUUGUUGGAAGGGAAGUCUCAGGGGGCUUUCGUUGUCAAAGUGAAGCAGACUGUGUUUGACAGUGAUUCAAGUGGCAGGGGAAACUGCAAGUUGAUAUUUGUGUCGGCUAGAGAAUUCAGUUUCGAAGCCUGCAAACGUCGCAUCUACACUCUCUCUCUUCCCAACGAACCGGCCAACUGCACGGAGGCAGAACGCACAAUAUUCAUCAGAACCGCAGUCAACUUCUCCCAGACUCAAAGCGUCCAUGCCCUGGGAGCUCUGCUGAGGUACUUGGACCUGAACUGGUCGAGUUUGAGUAUGGAGUUGCACAGCAAGCCGCAGUUCUUGAGCAUUACAAAAAUAUCUUUGGCAGACAUAGUAACAAUGGAUGAGGACACGUACAGUGGCCUGCAGAUCUUCAGCUCAGUCUCUCAUCCCAGCAACUUCAAGAAAGGCGUCCAGGGCAGCAACAAGGAAGGCCUAAGUUUGUUCCAAGUCUUCAGCAAGUGUAGCUCUAAGGUUGGCCAGAGUAGGAUGAGAAUUUUCCUUCAACAUCCAACGAGAGAUCUCAACACUCUGAAGCGUAGACAGGACGUAGUGGCAUUCUUCAUGAGACCCCAGCAUGAACCACUCAUGAAGAACAUCUGCUCUUCCUUGCGGUUCAUCAAGAAUGUGAACGGUAUAUUAGCAAAGAUAAAAGCACUUUCAGCUAAGCCAUAUCAGUGGAAAUCGUUAUAUAAUACUCUCUACAAUGCGGUACUAAUUUGUGAGAUGUGUGAAGGAGCAAAUAAUACAAGCGAAUUUUUGGAGGAACUCGCCUCCUGUGAUAACAACAAACUUUAUGAAAUGGCGUUAUACAUGAACAGAAUAAUCGAUUUCGACUUGUCCAAAUCAGAAGGAAAAUUUACUGUAAAAGCUGGCGUAGACCCUGAGCUAGACAGAAAAAAACAAACUAUGGCAAGCCUGCACGGACUGAUGUCAGAAACAGCCAAGAUAGAGUUGGGGCGGCUGCCAGAGUUCAUACAGGAAUGCACCAUGCUGUACAUGCCACAUCUAGGGUACCUGCUCGGAGUGAAGGCCUGGGCGGACAACUUGACGCCACAGCAGAAGGAGUUGCCUGAGAUGAAGUUCAUGUUUCAAAAUAACGACUACAUCCAUUACAAAAGCAAGGGUUGUGAAGAACUAGACGUGAUGAUUGGUGAUGCUUAUCCAGAAAUCGUAGCCCAUGAGACUCGCAUUAUGAUGCGGCUCACUGGGAUAGUUCUAGAACACUUGCAUACAUUGGCUACUGUAAUCGACAAAUGUGCCGAACUGGAUUGCCUUAUAGCAAUAUCGAAGGUCAGCAAAGAGCACAACUUCGUCCGACCUACGAUGACCACAGACAAAAAUAUUAGCAUAAAGCAAGGCAGACAUCCUCUAUAUUCGAUGACCUGCGAGAGUUACGUCGCUAAUGACGCUGAAAGCAACCUGGAAGCGGGGCUUGUGAAGAUUCUAACUGGACCGAAUUCUAGCGGAAAGUCUGUAUAUAUGAAGCAAAUCGGUUUGAUAGUAUACUUGGCUCAUAUCGGCAGCUUCGUGCCGGCAGAGUCGGCGACUAUCGGCGUAGUCAGCCACAUCCAUUCCCGCAUUCAGUCCACAGAGUGUGUCGCAGCACAUAUGUCCGCCUUCCUCAUCGACCUUCGACAGAUGGCAUUAGCCCUCCAAGAAUCAACAUCGAACUCCCUCAUAAUCAUAGACGAAUUCGGCAAAGGCACCUCCGAAGUUGACGGCCUGUCUCUAUUGGCGGCGUGUCUCAACACCCUCCUGUUUCAGAACGAAAUGUGUCCACACGUAAUUUUGUCGACACACUUCCUUAACCUGAAGGAGUAUAUUGUGGAUACGCCGAUCGUCAAGUUUUUGAGAUUCGAGCACAUGCUCCAAGACGGCGAACCAGUAUUUCUCUUUCAAGUAACAGAAGGAACGGCUGACAGCAGUUUUGCCCAUCACGUCGCCGCAGCCAGUGGAAUAGAAUCCAGGGUCGUUGACCGCGCCAGAGCAGUCAUGGCCGCUAUGAUGAAUAACACGUUGCCUCCAGCGAACAAGAAGAUAACAUCCAAAUUGAGAACAUUUACAGAGGCAAUAAAGAAUGAACUUCUGGUAGAAGAUACUAAUUCAUAAAACAAUAUACUUAAUUGUAUUUUUUUUAUCGUUUUAUUAUAUCAAAAUAACUUGCCUUCAGCCGAAUUAAGUCAACUAUAGCAAAUCAUCCA